Molecule: messenger RNA, 2181 nt
Organism: Phaeodactylum tricornutum CCAP 1055/1
Lineage: Eukaryota; Bacillariophyta; Bacillariophyceae; Surirellales; Neidiaceae
Exons: 2
Coding region: 104-2077 (657 amino acids)
Biological process (GO): tRNA aminoacylation for protein translation
Molecular function (GO): ATP binding; aminoacyl-tRNA ligase activity
Source: RefSeq, a predicted model, not a curated record
UCAAUUCCUCUGAUCCUUGACAAAGACUUCCUUCUACAAAUUCUUUUCUCGACGGAGUGCUGUUAUUGUGUAUCGUUUUCGUUACCAAUUACGGUUGUUAAUUAUGUACUGGAAAUGUGCUGUCUUGAUCGUAGUCGUGGUGGCUCGGAAUUCCCAAGCUUUCACGAUUCCGACGCCUUUGUCUAUCACAACAGUGGGCACCGCGCCGAGUGCUAGGAGCGAUCAACGCUAUUCGUUUUUCGCCACCGAACGCGAUGAAUACGACGACUUCUACAACGAUUUUGAUCCUAGUGCGGACUACACCGACGGUCGUCGCUACGCACAAGAUGCGUACAGUGAUCGCGGCCGACGUGGAGGAGCUGAUGGUUUCUCUGCGGCUGGCAGUCAUGACUAUGAACGUGAUACGUCAAGGGACAGCUCCAGCGUUGAUCUGGAAACCGUAAACUCUCUCAUCGCGGCGCGCUUGCAAGCCCGGAAAACGGGACAAUUUGAAGAAGCGGACGGUAUCCGUGACGACUUGUUGAAAAUCCAUGGUGUGUCCGUGUGGGACCGUGAAAAAACGUGGCGCAGUGGAUGUAGCGAGAGUGGAUCGGGGAUGCGACGAUCUGGUGGCCGAGAACAGAGUUCUGGUCGCGGGGAUCGUGGAGGUCGACGAACCCGUGAGCCCAAGGAUUUUGGUCCACUCGGGCACGACUACACGGCGUCGUCCGAUGCCGGUCCCGUGUCUUCAGCCAUCACUGAAGACGAGAUACACGCUCUUUUGGCGGAGCGACUACAGUACAAAAUGUCUCGACAAUUCCAGGACGCCGAUCGAGUGCAAGAACAGCUCUUGUCCAACGGUGUGUACGUCCACGACGCUCGUAAAGAAUGGCGGGCUGACGGUGUCAUGUUUGGUGAUUACGCGAACGAAGGGGGCAAACCGAGCCGUGAACGAGGCUCGCGCAGCGACCGCAAUCGCCCAUACGCCCAAUCGGAAUACUCUGAUGGCGAAGCUAAACAGACCCGUAACUAUCGUGUGGCUGACGACAUUCGUGACGAAUUGAAAAAUGAUUUUAAUGUGUUUAUUGAAGACCGUCUUCGUCAGUGGUCUGUCGGAGGAGAUUUUGGUCCUGAUCAGCCUGGAUUCGACGAUAUGAAUCGCUCAUACACAAUAUCUGCACAUUCGCAGCCUGUUACGCCGGCGGAUGAGGCCUUGAUUAUUACCGAGUUGGAAAAGCGGUCCGAAGCCAAGAAAUCUCGUGACUUUGAGACUGCCGACGCCAUUCGAGAUAACUUAAUGGACAACUUCAAUGUUGCUGUCAACGAUCGCUUACGAGAAUGGUCAAUUGGUGGAGAAUUUGGGCUACCAUCAAAAAGCAAUGAUAAGAAUCGCCCUUUUGCUCGUCGUGGUGGCGGUGAGUUAUCCGACGAAGAAGUGGCAAUCGUGACUUCCCUGGUUGAGGAGCGUGAUCAGGCAAAGGGUAAGCGUGAUUUUGCGACUGCCGACGAAAUUAGAGACGAGCUGGAAGCUCGCUUUUCUGUCAAAGUAGAUGAUCGUUCACGAGAAUGGCGAGUCAUGUCGGAUGACUACGUCUUUUCACCUCUGGCGGGCGGGGAUCAUGGAUUUGACGAGGACACGAUUGUCUACAUUCAAAAGCAACUUGCAUCGCGGCUAGUGCACAAGACAAAUAGAGACUACGAGGCAGCGGAUGAAGUCCGCGAUGAGCUCAGAGACAACUUUUCAAUUUCAAUUGAUGAUCGCACCCGUGAAUGGUCCAUUACCGUCGACGAAUACUCUGUUGUAGUCGACCGGCCAUCUCAGAGGAUCCCUGUGCAGUACAAACAGGAAAAUGGAUAUGGUGCUUUGGAGGACAGCGAAAUCGAGGACGAAGUUCUGUCGUCAGCGAUGGACGACUUUUUCAAUGAAGGCGCCAUUGCGGAUGAAGGGGAGUCGCAAUCCAGCUCUGAAUCGGUAUUAGUGACAGGGGCCAACCUAGAGUCUCUAACAGUGGCUGAGUUGAAAGGAAAACUUAAGGAGGCCGGCUUGCCUGUUAGUGGACGCAAGGCAGAGCUGGUUGAAAGACUUUCUACUGCAUAGGGUGGGAAAGUGGAAAUGAGAUUGGCCUGUAAUUUGUGGUUAGUCAAUCUCGCAAAUGGAUAAGGUAGAUUGUAAUAAUCUACAGUAUGGAACUUUCAGAAGCC